This is a messenger RNA of Zalophus californianus (California sea lion), 3707 nucleotides long. It is a transcript of the gene AACS, whose product is annotated as acetoacetyl-CoA synthetase. Gene Ontology annotation, molecular function: acetoacetate-CoA ligase activity. Gene Ontology annotation, cellular component: cytosol. NCBI's taxonomy places the organism in Eukaryota, Metazoa, Chordata, Mammalia, Carnivora, Otariidae. Bases 179 to 2386 code for a protein of 735 amino acids. Gene Ontology annotation, biological process: positive regulation of insulin secretion; lipid metabolic process. The record is from RefSeq and is a predicted model, not a curated record. The transcript is spliced from 19 exons.
GCGGGGCCGGCCGGGGAUCCCGCAGACGCGCCCGCGCCGAGCUCAGUCGUGCUGCCUGCCACCCGUCGGUGCCGCUCACCCGCCGCCCCGGGACCCUGCCGCUCCGCCUGCCGCCCCCCGCCCGGUCCCACCCCCGGUCCCGGUCCCAGCACAGCCGACGCCGCCCCCCGCCGCAGCCAUGUCCAAGCAGCCGCGGUCCGGCCGGGAGGAGAUCCUGGAGUGCCAGGUGAUGUGGGAGCCUGACAGCAAGAAGAACACGCAGAUGGACCGUUUCCGGGCGGCUGUGGGCGCCGCCUGCGGCCUGGCGCUGGAAAAUUAUGAUGACUUAUACCACUGGUCAGUUGAAUCCUAUCCAGACUUCUGGGCGGAGUUCUGGAAAUUCAGUGGAAUUGUCUUCUCACGCACGUAUGAUGAGGUUGUGGACACAUCGAAAGGAAUCGCAGAUGUCCCCGAGUGGUUCAAAGGCAGUCGUCUAAACUACGCGGAAAACCUCCUGCGGCACAAAGAAAAUGACCGAGUUGCCCUAUACGCUGCAAGGGAAGGCAAAGAGGAAAUUGUGAAGGUGACGUUUGAAGAGUUGCGGCAACAAGUAGCUUUGUUUGCAGCAGCAAUGAGGAAAAUGGGCGUGAAACAAGGAGACCGGGUGGUCGGUUAUUUACCCAACGGUGUGCAUGCCGUGGAGGCCAUGCUGGCUGCAGCGAGCAUCGGUGCCAUCUGGAGCUCCACGUCCCCAGACUUCGGUGUGAAUGGUGUUCUGGACCGCUUUUCUCAAAUCCAGCCAAAGCUCAUCUUCUCCGUGGAGGCUGUCCUGUACAAUGGCAAGGAGUAUAGCCACAUGGACAAGCUGCAGCAGGUGGUGAAAGGACUUCCAGACUUGAAAAAGGUGGUGCUGAUUCCUUACAUUGCCUCUAAAGAGAAGAUAGACAUUUCCAAGAUUCCAAAUAGCGUGUUUCUGGAUGACUUUCUUGCAACCAGGAAAGGCGAGCAGGCCCCACAGCUGGAGUUCGAGCAGCUGUCCUUCAGCCAUCCACUCUUCAUCAUGUUUUCAUCAGGCACGACGGGGGCGCCCAAGUGCAUGGUGCAUUCUGCUGGGGGCACCCUCAUCCAGCACCUGAAGGAGCACAUUCUUCACGGCAACAUGGGCAGCGGAGACAUCCUGCUGUAUUACACCACGGUUGGCUGGAUGAUGUGGAACUGGAUGGUGUCCGCUCUUGCCACAGGGGCGGCUGUGGUCUUGUACGACGGCUCCCCCCUGGUGCCCACGCCCAACGUGCUCUGGGACCUGAUUGACAGGAUAGGCAUCACCAUCCUUGGAACAGGUGCCAAGUGGCUGGCCAUCCUGGAAGAGAAAAACAUGAAGCCAGUGGAAACCCACAGUCUGCAGACACUUCACACGGUCUUGUCCACCGGCUCCUCUCUGAAAGCCCAGAGCUACGACUACGUCUACAGGUGCAUCAAGAACAGCGUCCUCCUGGGCUCCAUCUCAGGUGGCACUGACAUCAUCUCCUGCUUCAUGGGCCAGAAUUUUUCUAUUCCUGUGUAUAAAGGGGAGAUUCAGGCCCGGAACCUGGGCAUGGCCGUGGAAGCCUGGAACGAGGAAGGAAAGGCAAUCUGGGGAGAGAGUGGUGAGCUGGUGUGCACCAAGCCGAUCCCCUGCCAGCCCACGUGCUUCUGGAACGAUGAGAAUGGGAGCAAGUACAGGAAGGCCUAUUUCUCCAGAUUCCCAGGUGUCUGGGCGCAUGGCGACUACUGCAGAAUCAACCCCAAGACUGGGGGCAUCAUCAUGCUGGGCCGGAGCGAUGGCACGCUCAACCCCAACGGAGUGCGAUUCGGCAGUUCGGAAAUCUAUAACAUCGUGGAGGCCUUCGAGGAGGUGAUGGACAGCCUCUGUGUCCCCCAGUACAACAAGGAUGGGGAGGAGAGGGUGCUCCUCUUCCUGAAGAUGGCUUCUGGCCACACGUUCGGGCCUGAACUGGUGAAGAGCAUCCGCAAUGCUAUCCGCGUCGGCCUGUCCGCACGGCACGUGCCCAGCCUCAUCUUGGAGACCAAGGGCAUUCCGGACGUGUGUCCUUUGCUGCUGGAAGGGCUACCCCCAACUGUGUGUGCUCAUGAGACUAGUGGCACGGUUUAUCCGAGAGAUGCAGGAAAUGGUGGCCCGUCUUUCUGUCCUCAGCGUGGCGCUCGGGUCGCCGUCAGCCCCCGCUCUCCCCAGCUGAGACGCCUGGCCCACCCCAACGGCAGGCAGCAUGACGUGUACGCCCCAGGAAGGCCUGAGCAGCAGCCGGCGGGGGGUGGGGGGCUCUCUGCCUCCCUGCCACCCUCCUCACCAGAGGAAGCAGUAGCGGGAUUUCUUCUGAAACAUGGUCUUCUUUCUUUUGUCAGCUGAUGGAAGAUAUAAAUUAUUAGCUCCCCUGAGCCGUUCUUGGAGCUUUUGUGUAAAGCUAACAAGCCCAUACAGUUGCAUGAGACUCUUGCAUUUCGGGGCGAGAGGGGCUAACACCCACAUGACAGGCAGUCCCUCGGAAGCUAGCGCUUAGAUCCUUAAUUAGUUCACACAUCGCCCGAGUUUUUCAAAUGAAUGAAUUUUAAUUACAUCUCAGGUUAAAAAAAAAAAUAGUGCCCGUGGAGGAGAGAUCAGGGCACCGCCGUUUUCCUUAAGGUCUCUGCCCUCGAGUCCCCUGCCCCCAGACACCCGCCCUGCCACCAGAGGCACGGGGAUCAAAGGCGGAACAUGCGGGCCACAGAUUUUAGGGGGAGCUUUGAACGUUUGGAAGGAGUCUGGCUGUGAGGAAAGUAAUACCCCAUCCUGACCUGAUGAACGGUUCUGAGGGAAGAUUUGGGGGAAGCUUGGUGAGGCUCAUGGACGAGGCUCGAUGGCCAGUUGAUGGUGACGAGGUGGCAGAAGCCAGCCUGCUGCUGACAUGAUGCUGAUGGCCCGACUUUAUGGUACAGAGAAGGGUAAUGAAGUCAGUCUAACUGACGAAAUAGAAACAGUCUGACAGUGAGGCACUUGCAAGAGCUGUCUGUGUGUGAGCCCCCUGGAGCCCCGUCCUCCCGGCAGGGAGAGGUGCUGGACCCCCCUUCAUGCUCGAGGAGGCAACUGGGCUUAGGGAAUCAGCCCACAAUCCCCCAGAUGCAGUGAUCCAAGUGCCACCUGCUCACCGGGUGGAAGGCCCCCUCCCUGGCGCACCUGCGUGGCUGGCUCCAGGCCGAGGUCGUUCGGUCCGCGGUUUGGACGUUUGUUCUGUGGUUUGGUCCUUCGGUUUGGUUGGUUUGUUCCGUGGUUUGGUCCUUCAGUCUGUGGUUUGCACGUUCGGUCUGCGGGUCUGUGGUUUGCACGUUUGGUCCACGGUUUGGUUGUUCGGUCCAUGGUUUGGAUGUUCGGUCUGUGGGUUCGCGGUUUGGACGUUCCAUCCGCGGUUUGCACGUUCGGUCCGAGGUUUGCAUGUUCUGUCCAUGGGUUCGCGGUUUGGACAUUCCGUCCGUGGUUUGCACGUUCGGUCCGCGGUUUGCAUGUUUGGUCUGUGGUUGCACUUUUGGUCUGCGGUUUGCAUGUUCGGUCUGCAGGUCCGCGGUUUGGACAUUUGGUCCGCAGUUUGCACGUUCCGUCUGCGGUUUGCACGGUCGGUCCGCGGUUUGCACAUGCUUGGACCCGGGAGCUGAGGGCUCUCUUCCCCUUGAGACUCAGCGCUGUGUUUCUUUCGUCC